CAGCAAUGAAGUUCUUGGUAUUUUCCGUGUUUUUCAUCAUUUGCGUCAAUUCAAGUGAGAUUUUAAACGGAUACAUUGGAGAUUGUAGCUUAAAAAGUAGUUUUGACGCAAAUCAUGACACCUUGACAUUCAUCUGUGUGAAAAGUUUUCGUCAAACGGAUCUAUUCAGUGAAUCGGCGACAUCGACCUGUUCGGAAUACACAUUGACACCAUCCAAUACGGAAUUUUACAAAAAUCAGAUCGUGCAAAUAAGCUUUGAGGAUUGUUCGAUGUCAAAUUUGGGCUACCGCAUCUUUGAAGUGUACAAAAAUGUUACAGUGCUCAAUGCCAGUCAUCUUGGUCUUGAAUCGUUGCAGAAAUUACUGUUCCAAGAGGCAAAACAUUUAAAUCACUUGGAUGUAUCACAUAAUAACAUCGCUGAGCUGUCAUCAUUUUUGUUUGUCAAUGCUGAACACUUGAAAGAGGCAGAUUUCUCAUUCAAUCACAUCAAUCGAAUUGACUUGCUUGCAUUUGCUGGCGAUUCAAAGUUGGAACAAUUAAGUUUUGCCCACAAUAAUAUCACUACGUUGCAGAAACAACUAUUCGACUAUCUACUUAAUCUGCGGCAUUUGAAUUUAUCACACAAUUCUAUCACCAAUUUGGAAGAGCAUACAUUCGACAAUUUGACAAAUUUGAAAGUAUUGGACUUAUCAUUCAACCCACUGGAACAAUUAAGUAUCAAAACAUUUGCAUCGUUGACAAAACUUCAGCGCCUGAAUCUAUCUCACACUCAACUAACCGAAAUCAAGGCGAAAACCCUGUGCCGAUUGGAAGAACUACAAACUCUUGACCUGUCACACAACAACUUGAUCGUGUUGGACGUUCGAGCAUUUGAUGGUGGCAUAUUUUUACCCAAAUUCGAUUAUUUAAAAACACUUUUCAUCGGCGGAAAUCAACUCAACGAACUGAAUGGCUUUACAAGCGAACGAUUCCCCGUGAUGAAAAUCGUUGGCAUCCCAGAUAAUAAAUUUGAUUGCUGUUACUUGAUAAAACUGUUUCGUUCGAUCGGUUGGAAGCAACUAGAACUACCGUUCGAUGACAAUUCCAAGCAUCCAAAUCUGACCGACUCAAUGGGAGUUAAGUGCAAUUUUGGUGACGAAUUUCUAUACGAAGCAGAAAGCCCACAUUAUACAUGGGCUGAAAUUUUAACCGUCAUCUGUAUUUUACUGUUGGCUUUGCUUUUUGUUAUGGUUGGCGCGAUUAUGAAGACAACGCGAAAAUUCCGAUCAUCCAGAACAAAUGAAAACAUGAACGUGCCAUGUGAUAGCAUCUCCAAUUUUGACAAUUCAAAUAUGUAUGAUGUGCCGAAAAUUUAA
Sitodiplosis mosellana (orange wheat blossom midge) is the source of this 1355-nucleotide messenger RNA. Its product is annotated as toll-like receptor 3. The coding region runs from base 6 to 1355 and encodes 449 amino acids. Gene Ontology annotation, molecular function: protein binding. NCBI's taxonomy places the organism in Eukaryota, Metazoa, Arthropoda, Insecta, Diptera, Cecidomyiidae. The record is from RefSeq and is a predicted model, not a curated record. The transcript has a single exon.